AAGUAUAAAGAGGUAAAAACUUUUUAGCUACAUCACAUUACUGCUGGUUUUCACUAAAUUCUUUUUUUAUUUCUCCGUGAUUUUUAUUAUUUUCUAUCUUCUAAAAUGUUUAACUUAUCUCCUCAAAUUUUAAAAAUGAUGAAAUUCAUAGUUAUAGCCAGUGUGUUAGUUCACCAGACUUAUGCAAAAAGUGGAUGUAGUAAUUAUGGGCAUUCCUGUUUCGGAGGUAUGGGCAAAAGAUCGGAGUUGGCUAAUGAAAAUUACGAGACAGUUCAAGAGAAUAAUGUACAGGAAGUUGAAAAAGCUCCAGUAGGGUUUAUUGGAUCUAGGAUACCUUUGAGUUCAGAGUAUCCAAAAAGGUUUUAUAAAUUCAAUAAACUAACUUCAGAACAGUAUGACGAGAUGAACAAAAUCUUAAAAGAAAUGAUGGCUAAUAAUAUAAGACGAGAGGAAGAAAUUGAGAACUAAUCACUUCUUCAACAUUAUUUAUUAAAAACCUUGUAUUAUUCAAGUUAUAAUCGUAUAAAAAUAAAUAUGCAUGACACUUGUA
Sitophilus oryzae (rice weevil) is the source of this 550-nucleotide messenger RNA. RefSeq lists its product as uncharacterized. Gene Ontology annotation, molecular function: neuropeptide hormone activity. NCBI's taxonomy places the organism in Eukaryota, Metazoa, Arthropoda, Insecta, Coleoptera, Curculionidae. The coding region runs from base 106 to 468 and encodes 120 amino acids. The transcript is spliced from 4 exons. Gene Ontology annotation, biological process: neuropeptide signaling pathway. The record is from RefSeq and is a predicted model, not a curated record.